This is a messenger RNA of Mesocricetus auratus (golden hamster), 2976 nucleotides long. RefSeq names its product CDP-L-ribitol pyrophosphorylase A (gene Crppa). Bases 516 to 1847 code for a protein of 443 amino acids. Gene Ontology annotation, biological process: protein O-linked glycosylation via mannose; isoprenoid biosynthetic process. Lineage: Eukaryota; Metazoa; Chordata; Mammalia; Rodentia; Cricetidae. Gene Ontology annotation, molecular function: D-ribitol-5-phosphate cytidylyltransferase activity. Gene Ontology annotation, cellular component: cytosol. The record is from RefSeq and is a predicted model, not a curated record. The transcript is spliced from 10 exons.
GUGGUUACGACGUGAAGGCAGGUCCAGAAAUCAACCUUGCAGUCUGGAUUCUAGACUUUUCCCCCCGUAAAUUUCACCUGACUGCUUGGUAGAAUCAGCGCUUCUACGCGGAUAAAGGAAACUCGUAUAACUGAGGCGCACACAUGUGGGCCUCGGACUGUCACUUGAACACAGAUCUUUCCCACUUAAUCUAGAAUGGGGACCGUGACUAUGUGGUGCAUAGCUGUGUGACCCUAAACCGUGACAGGGCUGCCAUCGCAGCCUCCCUGCCCGGAGGCAGAGAGAGGGGAGAGCAGGAAGAGCAGCGCGCUGCCUGGGGCGCUGGGCCCGGGCGGGCGGUGGAGAAGACUGGCUCGGCAGCUCCCGCCCGCAGGGAUCGCCACCUGGGGCCACCCACGCUCCCCGAGUCCUCCGAGCGCCGCUCCCCGUCCACCCCGACCCGGGAUCACGGCCCCGGGCCGGCGCUGGCGACAGGCUCUCCUUCAGCUCCCGGCUGCACCGCGUGGCUCAGCGCCAUGGAGCCCGGGCCGCGCAGCAGGCCUGCCGAGCCGGGGCCUUGCGUGAGCGCCUCGCCGAGCGCGGGCGCAGCGCUUCCGGCGUCCGGGGCCGAGCCGGGGAGUCGGCCCGCAGCCGUGGCCGCCGUGCUGCCGGCCGGGGGCUGCGGGGAGAGGAUGGGCGUCCGCACCCCGAAGCAGUUCUGCCGUGUGCUGGGGAGGCCGCUCAUCAGCUACACCCUGCAGGCCCUGGAAAGAGUAUGCUGGAUAAAAGACAUUGUUGUGGCAGUGACAAGGGAGAACAUGGAAGAAAUGAGAAACAUCAUCCAGAGGUAUGGGCAUAAGCGCGUCUCACUAGCUGAGGCCGGAGCCACACGCCACAGGUCAAUUUUCAAUGGCCUGAAAGCUCUAGCAGAGGACCAGCCAGACGGCAAACUCACUAAGCCAGAAGUUGUGAUUAUCCAUGAUGCGGUGAGACCUUUUGUUGAUGAAGAUAUUCUCCUGAGAGUUGUCAUAGCAGCCAAUGAACAUGGGGCAGCAGGAGCGAUUCGGCCUCUGGUGUCCACUGUUAUCAGUCCCUCUGCUGACGGCUGCUUAGACCACUCACUGGACCGUGCUCAACACAGGGCAAGCGAAAUGCCACAGGCUUUUCUCUUUGAUGUGAUCUAUGACGCAUAUCAACAAUGUAGUGACUAUGACUUGGAAUUCGGAACAGAGUGCUUGCAGUUGGCUCUAAAAUACUGUCACACAAAAGCAAAACUUUUAGAGGGGUCCCCCGACCUCUGGAAGGUGACCUACAAACAAGAUCUGUAUGCAGCUGAAUCAAUGAUUAAGGAGAAAAUUUCACAAGAGAUUUGUGUGGUUGUGAACACAAAAGAUGAAGAAUCUGUGGGGUAUCUCCUCAAGGAAGCUCUAAGAAAUGAAUUGAAUUGCAUUAACAUCACAUCCACACCUCUGGAUCUCCCAGGCAGAGACACGCAGAACUUCCUCAUGGCCCAGUGCUAUAGCUUCAUCCAUGUGAAUGUUGUGUCCUCUGAUUCUCACGAAACCCAGAGGUUCCUGAGCAUAAUUGAAGAGAGCAGCCUUCCUCUCUUGUAUCCUGUAGUUGUUGUUUUGGUGUGUUUCCUCGACUUCACCUUAGUGCCACUCACUCAGAAGAUGGAAAGCCUGGUGUGGAUUAGGGACUUGGCAAAGGAAGUGAAAAAGAGCAAUGUUUUAUUAAGUGGACUCCUCAUAAACCACUCACAGGAUGAGCAGAAACUACAAGAGAGUUUACAACAAGGUGCUUCCAUCAUAGGUUCCUUAGUUAAAGAAAGAAGUUCUGCACUUGCUGGUCAGCUGCUGGUGGCAUGAAAAGCACAGACGAAGUCAUCUAGAAGCUUCCAAAGACACAUCCCUAAGACUCUCUCUUGUACCUGCUUCCCUACCUCAAUGUCUCCUCCUUGUGUGGGGGAGAGUAUUUUAGUUGUUUUCUUCAUCUUGCCACUUAUAGAAUGUGAUGCUAACGUUGUAAAAAUGGGUUAACGUUCAUGUCCAUGAAAUUAUGUGAAUCAAAUAAAAAUGCCUUCAACCAUAGAAGGAUAGAUAAAUGGAAAAUGUUGUCUUUAUGUAAGAUCCUGUUCACUACUUCAGGAAGGUCCAGUUGAGAUGACAAGGUGAGCUAUCUCUUUAAGGGAUGAGAAUUUAGACAGCUUAGCUAUUAUCUUAAAUCUGUGUUAAUUAACUGAUUGGUCAUGUUAUAUUGGGGAUAAUGAAUAAGCUUCAUAAUUAAUUUUAAUUCUAAAAUUGUCCUUUUCCUAUGUAAUAUAUCUUUUUGCCUUGGUUUGGAAUUCAUCACAAUGUAAAGAGAGGAGGGGGCUGGGUAACUGGCUCAGUGAGAAAGCAUUUGCUGAGUGUGGAACAGCAUCACAAAAGAAGAAAUAUGGGGCAUAAACGGGAAAUGGAAUGUCUUGAAUUUCCUUCACCUUUCUCCCCUCCAAAUCUCUCAACCUCCCAAGAGCCUGUAAUUCCCUUCCACUCUUCUGUCAUUCUUAAAUUGGGUGUUUGUUUUCCUUGGCUUAUGGAAUAUUAUUUGACAUUAUUUUAAAGCAUCUACUCCCUCUAGGUAGUUUCAGAAAAGUCUGGAGAGCUUCAUGAAGGCUGAGUUGCUAGUGUCAGUCCCUGGCUGUGCUCUUCUGAAAGGCAGGGCUGCCUGAGCUGUGGGGUUGGUUACUCUUGAUGCAGGAACUGUGGCCUUGCAAAAUCAAGAUUUUAUUCUUCCAAUCUGUAUUGGCUAUACAUAUUAACUCUUAAUAUUUCUCUUAUGUUGAGUUUAAUAAUUAUAUACAUACAAUCAUUAAAAUGUCCUUUUCUUCUAUAUAUAAAUCCAUUUUAUUGAAAUAUGUUAAAUCGUAUGCUGGGACUUACAUUGCAUGAAGAAAUUAUAAGAGCUGCAUGAAAUGUGCUUGUUCAAGAGUAUGAAUAAAAUAUCUACUUUCUGAAA